Molecule: messenger RNA, 606 nt
Organism: Medioppia subpectinata
Lineage: Eukaryota; Metazoa; Arthropoda; Arachnida; Sarcoptiformes; Oppiidae
Source: the annotation of a GenBank genome assembly
UGUCAAAAGGUGGACGAAAAGAGUUUAAGACACGGCGGAGAACUGGUGGCCAAAGUGUUGCAAUCGCAUGGAGUCGAGCAUAUCUUCACGCUCUCCGGCGGACACAUCGCUCCCAUUCUGACCGCUUCCGAGAAGUUAGGCAUUCGUGUGGUCGACACCCGGCAUGAGGUGACCGCUGUGUUCGCCGCCGACGCCACCGCACGCCUGUCCGGCAUUCCGGGUGUGGCUGUCGUGACGGCCGGUCCCGGCGUUACCAAUACAGUGACGGCUGUGAAGAACGCACAGAUGGCGGAGUCGCCGAUCGUGGUGUUGGGCGGCGCCGCAGCCACUCUUCUCAAAGGCAAAGGCGCUCUUCAGGACAUCGACCAGAUAUCGCUAUUCAAACCGAUUACAAAGAUGGCGAUCACUGUAACCAAAGUGAGAGAUAUUGUGCCGAAACUGCGCGAAGCCUUCAAAGUGGCCCAAAGCGGAACUCCCGGACCGGUGUUCGUGGAGUUACCGAUCGAUGUGUUGUAUCCGUUUCAGGUGAUCAAGAAGGAGAUCGCCGGCAGUUCUACCGGCAAAGGCAUUGUCGGCAAAGUUGUCAAUUGGUAUCUCAAUAAUUAC